Molecule: messenger RNA, 3308 nt
Organism: Ceutorhynchus assimilis (cabbage seed weevil)
Lineage: Eukaryota; Metazoa; Arthropoda; Insecta; Coleoptera; Curculionidae
Source: the annotation of a GenBank genome assembly
GCCAAUAGUUCUUUUCACGUGGCUCCGGUUUAACUAACCGGGUUACAAAACUGUUAGAGAAAUGACAUACCGUUUUCUAAGCCGGUUACUUAAACCGGAGCCACGUGAAAAGGGUUAUUGAAUGAAGUCCCAUCGUGGGUGGUUUCAGACGGAAGUGGAAGGAAGCUCCGAGAGUCAAAUGUCAGUACAAAAAAAACGCGGCUUCACGGAUCCUUUGUCAGAUGUCAGAUGUCAUGAACAGAGAAACGUCAACGUCAGAAGAAUGUGUUCCCUCAUCGCUCAAUGAUUCGAUUCAAAUGCAAGCAGUUUGCUUUUUUGCAAUUUGCAGGUUAACAGUGUACUCUGUAUUGUUAUUGUCCUCUACUAUGAUCUUAAGAUCUUAUGAUCAGUGGAUAGUUAAUGGUGAAAUGUAGCGUCAGAAAAUGUAAAAACCACACUAACCAAACCAAAAGUUGGUCUGAGGGUUUUAAUGGAUUCUUGAAGUAGGCCUAAAGUCAAUAUGGGGCCACGCUGCCGGCUUUGUUUAGCAGAAAUUGUUGAAGACCGAGCUGCAAAUAUCUUCACAUACACCUUAAAACAUUCUGAAGACUCAUUUGUACAUGUGCUGUCUCAGGUAUUUACAGUUGAAAUCAAUGCAGCUGACCAAUGUGGAAAAGAUGUUUGUGAUAAAUGUGUAGAUAUUAUUGAAUAUGUACUAUUAGUGAGAAAGAGAUUUCAAAUGUGUCAAGAAGAUUUACAAAAAUCCAUAAUAAAUGAGAAAAACAAAGAAUCUCCAAAAAAUAAACUUGAGGAAGUUUUUCAAUAUCCCCAGGUUUGUAGACCUACUUGUGUAAAACCAUCAGAUGUCCGAGUUUCCUUGGAAAACUUGCACAGUGUGUGCCAAGCAUCAGUUAAUUUGAUCCGCUGGGAAAAUUCAUUAGAUUUUAUGAGUUACAGAAAGUUAUCUGAUCGGACAUACAAACCUAGGAAGCAUAGACAUUUUAAGUUGGAUGAUAAGUUGAUAAAUGAUAUUUGCUCCUCUUUGGAUGAAAUAAGAGAUGUUGGAUUCUAUAAUAUGAGCAGAGAUAUUGGUACAAACACUGAUGACCCUCUGAAUUCCUGUGAUUGUAAAAAUGAUAAAUAUAUUGAUACGGACGACAUCAGGAAUAUUGUCAAUGUUAGAAAAAAUAUUCUGCCGGCAUAUUUGAAGAGAGCAGACAAUGCAAACAAUACAUUGAACUGGAAAGGAACAAGUGUUGGUGUAAACCAAAAAUAUGAGAAUACAAUUAGAGUUGCUAUGCAAGAUCUUUGUAAUUUUGCACAGCCAAAAGUUAUCCUAGAACCAGCGGAAUGUCUUAUUCGACGGGAAAAUUAUGAAGAAGUUGGUAAAAACUGCUACUAUAUCAAACGUUAUAGAUUGGAAAAUGAAAGUAAUAAUCAUUUUAACACAAACUCAACAAAAAAACGACGACUAUCAAUUAUGGAUCCAACGAAUAAUGUUUUUACUGAAAGGGUUAAUAAGAAAACUGCUUAUGAUAGUGAAAUUGGGAGCGCAUCGCCUCAUGAAAAACGUCAUGGAAGUGCCAGUAUUGGACUAAAUGAAAAUUCUACAAAGAGCACUUCUGCUAAAACAAAGACAUCUACCACUAAGAAUAUACAUGAAAAUGGUAUUGACAGUUCCACUAAGGUUUCGUCUUUGCACUCGACCUACAAAGACCAACAAUCAAAUUCUAAUACUGAGAAAAACAUAGCUGCGACACAUAGAGUGAAACUUCAACGACUAAAAAACAAUAGAGUAACCCCAACAUCUGAAAAUAGCGUUCCGCAACCAACUUUCAUUUGGGAACGGAAUUGCUUGGGAAAAUAUUCAGCUAUUAAUUUUUAUAAACAAUCACCGGCAAAUACAUCAGGUACCUCAGCUUCACAAUCUUCGGAAAAUACAUCAGAUACCUCAGCUUCACAAUCUUCGGAAAAUAUAUCAGAUAACUCAGCUUCACAAUCUCCGGAAAAUACAUCAGAUACCUCAGUUUCACAAUCUAAGAAAGACCUGUGUCUCAGUGAUACUAUUUUAAAGCUGGCUGGUCGUUUGGAACAUCCACUGGAUGACUUGGAUAGAGUACUACCUACCUGAUAAAAAAAAGUGAAAUUUGACAAUAGGAGUUGUGUUACUGAUUAAUUUUUUAGAUACCUAUUUUUAUUUUUUCAUUUUUUUAGAAAUCUCUUUUGUUUUUAAAUGUUUUUACUUAUACAAUUUUUUUCACUGAAAGUUUUUUCCAAAUGGUGUAUCUGUUUUUGUUCUUGGCUUACCUAGAGAAGUUUUUCAGUUGCGCCAAUGACCUAUUACAGAUAAGACUAUGCAGGCGCCUCAAUUGUGUUUUCGCAAGAGGAUUACCCACUUAACUUAUGUUGCUAAAAUAAAAUUGAUAUUUUUCUUCUAAAUGUUAAAUUCAGAUAAUUUCUUCAAGAAUGGAAGAAACUUCCGUUUACACCGUUCACAAUUUAAAAAGAAAUGUUAGAGAAUAAUCUGUACACUGUCCCAAUCACAGCCUAAGUAUUUGGAAUGAGUUCAGGGCAGACGGUUUAAUUAGACGAGAGUGUCGGAUUUUAGUUAUCCUCACUCUGACCUACUCCUACAACCAUUCCUACCCCUUUAGCCAAUGAGUGGGAAUACCCGUUGCACAUAGAGCUACCCAUGAAAGACAAAACUGAGUAGAGACGCCAGUUACAAAUUAGUUGGAUACUCAAUCCUUGUACACAAGGGGACGGGACAAAAAUCAAAAAUAAACACGUUUUUCAGUGUAUGCAAGAUGUCGAGCGAUGAUGAGGAAGCAGUUAUUUGAUAUUAUAAUCGAAGAUACAGGCAGAGUAAUCAGGAGAUUGUGCAUGGGUUCAUCAUAGAAAGAAGCAUGAAUUAUUGUAGAAUGUUUGUAGCAACUAGAGAACUACUGGAAAAUAAUGGAGAAUUUCUCUAUUUCUUUUCUACCUCUUCAACGAGUUUAGAUGUUAUUGAAAGCUUGGACAUUCAUUUCGUAUUUCCUCAUUUCACUACACAUACAGGUUUGGAUAGGAGAUGAGGUUAGAGCAAUGGUUUCCCCGUAUGGUAUUAGGAGAUAAACCAAGGCUCACGUAGGCAUGCGAGCAUCCCUCAAGUGGAUCUUUGUAAUAAUAUGCUAUAAAACCUAUAUAAAAAAAGUUAUAAGAACUUGAGUGAAGUGAGUCCUAUUUCAACUUACUUUUGGCAACCUGUAUUUAUAAAUUGGCCAUCUACCCAACUUAGCACAUAUGCAUGCGUUCAAAGUUCAUAGAAAGACUACUUUGCCUCACACCUU